AUGCUGCACCAUACAAUCACCCCAACAACAAUCGAAUACGAAGAUACGGUCGAAAUCGAUCCUGUUUUUGAUGAAGAAGUAUAUAAUACAAACUCCGAAGAUGAAAUUGAUGAUGAUAAGCUUGGUUUGCUCACUGAUGUGUGUAAUUCUAUUUCUAAGCCAUCAAAUGUAGGAGAUAAUUUUUUACAAAUUGAUGGUAAAAUUAUCAAUUUGAAAGAAAAUGAAUAUAUAAUUCCGAGAGGAAAUGUUCACAAAGUAACAACGAAUCAGCAGCAAUUGAGAUUUAAUAAUUAUUUCUACAGCAAGCACAAAACAUUUGCUCACUGUAUUACCUAUAAGAUUGAAUGUUUACAAGAUUUGUACACCAGACAAGAUCUAUCAUGUACUAAAUCUCAAGAUCAAUUUGUAAGAUGGGUACAAGGUUUUCCACAUUUCCUUCUUAUUUAUGGAUCCAAUUACCAAAUUAAUAUCUUAAAAGAAGUGACUGAGGAAGAUCAAAUCUAUGUUGAUGGAACUUUUGACGUGUGUCCUAAAGGUUGCGAGCAAAUGAUUACUAUUCAUGUAAGGAAAAAGGGAAUGGAUGCGGCUGUUCCUGUUUUAUUUAUUUUCGCACAAGCUAAGUCAGAAAUAUUCUAUACAUAUUUGUGGAUGGUGAUUGCAAACUUAAUUGUACCUGAAUUAUUGCAAUUUCGAAAAUUAUUUGUUGCUUGUGAUUUUGAGCAAGCUAUGCACAAAGCUCUUAGAAUUAUUUUCCCAGAUGUAGAAAUUGUUGGAUGUCAGUUCCAUCUCUUGCAAGCAGUGUCAAGAUGGAUAAGAAGAGAAUUACCUGCGAACAAUCCACUAAGAAAUAGAGAACUUCUUAAGACCUUUAAAUCAGAACUAAAAGACCUUGCACGAACUAUAAUGACUGAACAAAUGUUCAACAUCAAAAAGGAGGAAUUUUUAGCAACAUGGAGAAGUGUUGCAGGUGAAAAGUUGUCGAGGUAUCUUGUUAGAACUUGGUUUGGAGAUUUGUCCACUAAUGCACUAUUUGCUCCAAAUAUUUGGGCUCUUACAUUCAAAUCAAGAAUACAAGAUUUAGAUUUGAAAAAUAAUCAAGCUGAAAUAUUUCAUUCUCGUUUAAAUUUAAAAUUUGCAAGCAGACCUGGACUAAAAAGAUCAGUGAAUAUUCUACAAGAACUUGAACUUGAAAUAACUAAUAAUGAAAUUGCUAACAAACAAAAGAAAUUGACUACAACUCUAGCACUUCCUGACAAUUCUAUCAACAACGUCAAAAAGAGAACCAACCCUUUCGGUGGCUUGCAACUGGUUAAUAAUGAUAAGUCCAAGAGAAAGAAAAUCACAUUUUCAAACAUCUCUAACACACCAUCUACAGCACUUGCUACAACCAACAUUUCAAAGAGUCAACCUAUUAGAAAUAUUACACUUCAGAAUGAGCCUCUUUCACUUCCCUCACCUGAAUCAUCCAACACAAAUCAAGGUCAAAAUUCAUCAUAUCCAAAUAUUACUCAAAACACAUCCAAUACCAGUUUAAUUUUCGAUAUGUAUAACCCUAACCAGCCAAAGAAAAGAGGAAGAAAACCAAAAUCAACGCCAAACCAACCUUCUCAAUCUUCCCCAACACCAAAUCAAACUUCAUCAAUUAAUAUGACAACUAUUCCUGCAUUACUUCCACCUUUACAGCAGCCUCUACUUCCUCAAUACCCACCAUAUCCUCAAUAUUCAUUAACUCCUCAAUUUCCUCCAUUCAUUCCAACCAACAAUAUUUAUAAUCAAACAACAUUGAAUUACCAAACUAAUGCAACAAUAGCUCCUCCAGGUAUAUUAAGAUGA
Molecule: messenger RNA, 1833 nt
Organism: Naegleria fowleri
Lineage: Eukaryota; Heterolobosea; Eutetramitea; Acrasida; Naegleriidae
Exons: 2
Coding region: 1-1833 (610 amino acids)
Source: RefSeq, a predicted model, not a curated record